UGUGCUGUAGAACUUGACCCUGGAUUUAUUUUUGGAGAGUGAAUUCCUGGAUCUAGCUUUGCACCGUACUGGGUUGCAACCGCCUGAACCCCAGGCCUGCCUCACAUGGUUUUGGGGAAAUUUGUUUGGUAAUCAAAUGGUUACUCUAAAUGUAAUCGUAGGUCAGAUGGAGUGGAUGCAUUUGUACACCAGGUUCUUCUGUUAGAAGCCACAGACCUUUACUGGGGAAAAGGAAAUGGUUGUCAUCGUUAGUCCCCGAGCUGGAAAAUCCCUGGUGACCCAGGUGUGCUUGGAGAAACACUCGCCUUCGUUUCCCAGCAUCUUAGCAGCCGUCCCGGUAGCCUGUGGCCUGCUGCCACCGGACUGCACUCCACAGCGUUUGUUGGAGAGAUUUGGCUUCCGACCGCUCGCUAGAUAAGUGGUCCGGACCGAAGUGCAGGAGGCGCCAGGAUGCUAUCCGAUCUAUCCUGCAGUCUGCAGUGACGCCACAGCCUGCACACUGUCCCCCAAGAGCCAGCUAGCCAUUUGCCUGGGUGCUGCAUGGACCCUGGCCGCAGCUCGAGGUCUCCCGAGGAGGACCCAUCCACCAUGCCUGAAGUCAAAGACCUUUCGGAAGCCUUGCCAGAGACGUCGAUGGACCCCAUCACGGGAGUGGGGGUGGUGGCCUCUCGGAACCGAGCCCCGACAGGCUAUGACGUAGUGGCGCAGACGGCAGAUGGCGUGGAUGCUGACCUCUGGAAAGACGGCUUAUUUAAAUCCAAGGUUACCAGAUACCUGUGUUUCACGAGAUCCUUUUCCAAAGAAAAUAGUCAUUUAGGGAACGUGUUGGUGGACAUGAAGCUCAUUGACAUCAAGGACACUCUGCCUGUGGGCUUCAUCCCGAUUCAGGAGACGGUGGACACACAGGAAGCCGCCUUCAGGAAGAAGAGGCUGUGCAUUAAGUUUAUCCCGCGGGACUCCACGGAAGCCGCCGUCUGCGACAUCCGGGUCACCGGCCGGGCCAAGCAGGCCCCUCCCCAGUACACGUUCAUCGGGGAGCUGAACAGCAUGGGGAUCUGGUACCGCAUGGGCAGAGUGCCUCGGAAUCACGACUCCUCGCAACCCACGACGCCUUCCCAGUCAUCGGCUGCCUCCACCCCGGCCCCCAACCUUCCCAGGCACAUCUCUCUCACUCUCCCCGCCACCUUCCGGGGCAGGAACAGCACUCGGGCGGACUAUGAGUACCAGCACUCCAACCUGUAUGCCAUAUCAGCAAUGGAUGGCGUGCCUUUUAUGAUCUCAGAGAAGUUCUCCUGUGUUCCAGAAAAUAUGCAGCCCUUCGACCUGCUGGGAAUCACCAUCAAAUCCCUGGCGGAGAUUGAGAAGGAGUACGAGUACAGCUUCCGCACGGAGCAGAGCGCCGCCGCCCGGCUCCCGCCCAGCCCCACGCGCUGCCAGCAGGCGCCCCAGUCCUGAGGGCCGGACGCCGCCUGCACCUGCGGGGAGGAGACGCGCCGGCCCAGACUACUGAGCGCCCCGCCCUCGCCCGCUCCCUCCUGCCCGCCCUCCGCAGCGCCCCGCGGGGCUCGUCUGGGAGACGGCGGGCAGCCGAGCGCCUCCAUCCCCGGUCAUCGGCUGGCCUGAAGUGACAGCCCGUCUUCCCGGGGCUGUGGUUCCUAACCUCGACUAACCCGUGUGCUAUAGUGACCAGCAGCUCCUAACAUGUCUGUGAUGAGCCGCCGCCCUCGAAACAACCCCACCCGCACGGGAGUCGCCCGAGGGCCUGGACAGCUGCUCGGGAUGCCCGGCGACGCCACCAGCUCCCCUCACUCCCGUCACCUGCCACUAAGCCACCGCCGUCCUCCUGGAAGACCCUGAGUGGGGGGCAGCUUUGCACAAGACCCUCCAGGAGCCCUGAUCACCCGGACCCGGGCUGCCGUGGAACAAGCCCCUCGUGCCAACGGCAUCGGGUGCCCACAGCGUUUCACGCCAGCCCUAGGGGAUGAACACAGGAGGAGGAAGCCGGCGGCCCGAGUGGACCCAUGCCCGGCCCCUGCCCCGCUGUGGAUGUCCUGUGCUCGGACCUGUGACCGGACUCACACACUGGACGUCCUGGGGUCAGGGGGCGGCAGGACCCAGCUGCCAGCACAGGCGGGACUUGCUCUCUGGGCAGUAAGGCCGAGUGCCCGGCGCUUGCUGCCCAGGACGCCGGGCUCACCCACUUCACACCCGCUUCCCCACAAAGGGCUCGUCUCUGCAGCACCCACGUGCCAUCAGCAGUGCCAACGGCUCUGCCCGGUGCUGUGAGCCAGCGCCCGGCCCGGAAGGACCGCGGCAGGUGCUCACCUGGCUUCUUGGGGCCAGGCCGUGUCCUGACGGCCUGUGCGCCUCGAGGUAGUGGUUCUGACAAGCUCGUCCCAUCCCAGUCACCGACCGGGGCCAGCACCGACAUUUCUGCCACUCCCGGCCACUGGACACAGUGCCAGCUGCCAAGCUCAACUCCCCGCACGUUUGCCAUGAGAACAGGGGUUGCUGCCAUGUGUGGGGGCUCGGGCCCUUCCCCCGUGGCUGUUGGCGUCUCCCAUCUCCGGGGGUCACCAGAUGGUCGGAGCUGUGCACAGGUUUGCCAUGGGGGGGUGCCGUGGAGAGCAGUGAGGUUCCCCCACCAGGAAGGUGGCACAGGAGAGCCACAGCCAGGGACAGGCCCCUCCCGCCUGCAGCCCCCGGGAUGGCACGCGGUUAGCUGGGUGGCUGGGACACAGCGGGAGCAGCCAACAGUCUGGGGGGUGGCCCCCAGCUGAGUGGCAGGGCA
Phyllostomus discolor (pale spear-nosed bat) is the source of this 2791-nucleotide messenger RNA. RefSeq names its product multivesicular body subunit 12B (gene MVB12B). Gene Ontology annotation, cellular component: ESCRT I complex; late endosome. The coding region runs from base 541 to 1455 and encodes 304 amino acids. The record is from RefSeq and is a predicted model, not a curated record. Lineage: Eukaryota; Metazoa; Chordata; Mammalia; Chiroptera; Phyllostomidae. Gene Ontology annotation, biological process: regulation of epidermal growth factor receptor signaling pathway; viral budding; virus maturation. The transcript is spliced from 10 exons.